AUGUCGCGGUCUGUAUUCCUCCUUGGACCCGGUUUCAUCGGCGGCGAGAUCAUCGAUCUGCUCCUCACAUCCAAAUAUAAUGUCACCACCCUGGUACGACAGGAAUCAGCCGUGGCGGAAUUCGCCCAGAUAGGCGUCAAGGCCGUCGUGGGAACGCUGGAUGAUGCAUCACUGAUCAAAAAUCAAGUGCUAAUCAGCGACAUUGUAUUCCACACUGCAACUGCAGACCACCUGCCCUCUGUCGAAGCCAUUCUCGAGGGCGUGAGACAGCGGACGCAGAUGGGUCGACAAACCAUCUACCUCCACAACAGCGGAACAAGUCUGAUUGCGGACCCAUCUGCAGGAGAAUACGAGAGUGACACGGUCUUCGACGAUCAAACCCCCUCUCAAAUCGAUGCUCUGCCGGAUUCUGCGCCCCAUCGGCUGAUUGAUCUCGCCAUUGUCCGCGCACAGCGAGAGCUGGCCACCCACGCCAAAAUGGCCAUUAUGAUCCCACCUGUCAUCUACGGUGUGCCCACUCGACAAAAGCGUCUCUCGAUCCAGCUGCCCACCCUUGUCCGGUACUCGAUCAAGCACGGAUACGCAGGUCAGAUCGGUAAGGGUCUUUCGGUUUGGAAUCACAUCCACGUGAAAGAUUUGGCACGGGGAUACAUGGUUUUACUACACUGGAUGGAAGGUGCACCGGUGGAGGAUGUUGCAAAGAAUCCCUACUUCUUCUGCGAGAACGGCCAGCAGCUUUCAUGGGGCAAAUGCGCUGCCGAGAUUGGCCGAAUCUUGAAAGGCGCAGGAAAGAUCGGCCAAUGCGCACCCAAGACCAUUCCGGAAGCAAAUUAUGGCGAUCUGUUUGGCGGAUUCUCUGAGGUUGUGGUUGGCUCCAAUGCGAAGAACAGGGCUAGCCGGCUGCGACAGUUGGGUUGGGCGCCUCUGGAGAAGGACACUUUCGCAUCUCUGGUGGAGGACGAGAUCCCGAUCAUCCUUGAAGAGAAAGGGGAUUUCAAUGGUUAUGCUAGCGUUGUUGCGUCGUGA
This is a messenger RNA of Penicillium olsonii, 1026 nucleotides long. The record is from the annotation of a GenBank genome assembly. Lineage: Eukaryota; Fungi; Ascomycota; Eurotiomycetes; Eurotiales; Aspergillaceae.